Molecule: messenger RNA, 1287 nt
Organism: Budorcas taxicolor (takin)
Lineage: Eukaryota; Metazoa; Chordata; Mammalia; Artiodactyla; Bovidae
Gene: GCNT1
Product: glucosaminyl (N-acetyl) transferase 1
Exons: 1
Coding region: 1-1287 (428 amino acids)
Cellular component (GO): membrane
Molecular function (GO): beta-1,3-galactosyl-O-glycosyl-glycoprotein beta-1,6-N-acetylglucosaminyltransferase activity
Source: RefSeq, a predicted model, not a curated record
AUGCUGAGGAAGUUGUGGAGGAGGAAACUUUUUUCUUAUCCCACUAAAUACUGCUUCUUAUUUCUUGCUUUUUCGGUGGUCACAUUCACUGUUUUAAGAAUUCAUCAAAAGCCUGAAUUUGUAAAUUUUGGACAUUUGGAGCUGUUUGAAGAGAAUCCUAGUAGCAAUGUUAAUUGCACCAAAAUUCUACAGGGUGAUGUAGAUGAAAUCCAAAAGGUAAAGCUUGAGAGUCUAACAGUGAAAUUUAAAAAGCGCACUCGAUGGACAAACGAUGACUAUAUAAACAUGACUGGUGAUUGCGCUUCUUUCAUCAAGAAGCGCAAAUAUAUUAUAGAACCACUUAGUAAAGAAGAGGCGGAAUUUCCAAUAGCAUAUUCUAUAGUGGUUCAUCACAAAAUUGAAAUGCUUGACAGGCUCCUGAGGGCCAUCUAUAUGCCUCAGAAUUUCUAUUGUAUUCACGUGGAUAGAAAAUCAGAGAAAUCCUUUUUGGCUGCAGCUGUUGGCAUCGCAUCCUGCUUCAGUAAUGUCUUUGUCGCCAGUCAGCUGGAGAGCGUGGUGUAUGCGUCCUGGAGCCGGGUUCAGGCUGACCUUAACUGCAUGCAGGACCUCUACCGGAUGAAUGCAGGCUGGAAGUACUUGAUAAAUCUCUGCGGUAUGGAUUUUCCUAUUAAAACCAACCUGGAAAUUGUCAGGAAGCUCAAGCUGUUGAUGGGCGAGAACAACCUAGAAACGGAGAGAAUGCCAUCCCAUAAGAAAGAAAGGUGGAAAAAGCAUUAUGAAGUCGUGAAUGGAAAGCUGACAAACAUGGGGACUGACAAAAUACAUCCACCUCUUGAAACACCUCUGUUUUCAGGCAGUGCCUAUUUCGUGGUCAGUAGGGAGUAUGUGGAGUACGUGCUCCAGAACCAAAAUAUCCAAAAGUUUAUGGAGUGGGCAAAAGACACAUACAGCCCAGAUGAGUAUCUCUGGGCCACUAUUCAGAGGAUCCCCGAAGUCCCGGGGUCAUUGUCCUUAAGCCAAAAGUAUGACAUGUCUGACAUGCAAGCGAUUGCCAGGUUUGUUAAAUGGCAGUACUUUGAAGGAGACGUUUCCAAGGGCGCCCCCUACCCGCCGUGCAGCGGCGUCCACGUGCGCUCUGUGUGCGUUUUCGGAGCUGGUGAUUUGAACUGGCUGUUGCACGUGCACCACUUGUUUGCCAACAAAUUCGACACGGACAUCGACCUCUUUGCCAUCCAGUGUUUGGAUGAGCAUCUGAGGCAUAAAGCCCUGGAGACGUUAAAACCCUAA